AUGGAGGGAUACGUUUGUCCCAGUGAUCGUCAGUUAGCCCUGCGUGCAAGUUACUGCCAUGAAUUAAAUCCAAAUGCUGGGAGUAAAGUUCUUGAUGUUGCUGAAUAUAGCGACUUCUUCGGCGAGAAUGAUAAGGCGAUAUUGGGAACCGGAUGGUCAACAGUUGCUCAAACAAAUCAGAGGCGGACGAAUACAAGGCUGUCCGACGAGGAAUUGGACCACAUUUAUCGCGUACUUCAGCGCAAUGAAUCGAUAAACGAAAGAGAAAGUAGACGUGUCGAGUCGAUGUUGAAGCGGCUGGAAAAUAUGCAGGUGGCUACAACGCCGCAGAACAAAACGGCCUGCAGCAUUUGUGGCCACGAAUUUGGUCUUUUGCUCAAGUCUUCCACGCACUGUGCGGAUUGCGGACGCCUUGUCUGCAAUCGCUGUUCCAUGGAGUUUACUGAAGAGCUUCCAGAGAAGCCGAGAUUGGCCAGCGAUGUUUCCAACGUUUCGCCCUCGAAGUACCUCCCGCCAGGAUCGUUGGGGGUAUCGGGGGGUCAACGGAUGGGUUCACGAGUGCUGCGACGACUGUGGCGAUCGCGGCAGCUGUCAGAGCGGAGGGAUGACCCCAAGCAGGGCCUUGGCCCUCAGGACCGGUCGGCUUACAACGGGGCAGUUGGGGCUCACUCGAAAUACAAGUCAUUUUCACUCGAGCGACGCCAGUCGAUGUCGCGAUUGUCAAAUUUCUUCUCGAUUCCACUAUCCCUCACUCCAAGUGCCUCACUCACACCCACAAGCAAUCGGUUUCAUCUCUGCAAACUAUGCUGCGAGGCAAGAGAACUUUUGCCGUCGCUAUUCAAGAGAGACUGA
Molecule: messenger RNA, 852 nt
Organism: Echinococcus granulosus
Lineage: Eukaryota; Metazoa; Platyhelminthes; Cestoda; Cyclophyllidea; Taeniidae
Product: Rab effector Noc2
Exons: 5
Coding region: 1-852 (283 amino acids)
Biological process (GO): intracellular protein transport
Molecular function (GO): small GTPase binding
Source: RefSeq, a predicted model, not a curated record